Messenger RNA from Botrytis fragariae, 1905 nucleotides. Its product is annotated as putative histidyl-trna synthetase protein. NCBI's taxonomy places the organism in Eukaryota, Fungi, Ascomycota, Leotiomycetes, Helotiales, Sclerotiniaceae. The coding region runs from base 1 to 1905 and encodes 634 amino acids. Gene Ontology annotation, cellular component: mitochondrion. The record is from RefSeq and is a predicted model, not a curated record. The transcript has 3 exons. Gene Ontology annotation, biological process: mitochondrial translation.
AUGAAGGUCUUUCAAACUCAAUUACUUAGAUCUGCGAGAUCGUCACGACUUUCACGACUUCCACAACUUCCACAACUUUUAAGAAUUCCCAAUUCACGUUCGGCUUGGGCCCCAGCAACCCCCGCUCUCUCGAAAGCAGAAAGAAAACAAUACUACGAAGAAUUAAACAUGGCUAAAGGACCAAAGUUUGAGUUAAAGACUCCCAAGGGGACGAAGGAUUGGCAAGGGAAGGAUAUGGUCAUUCGGGACAAAAUCUUUUCGACCAUCACAGAAGCCUUCAAGCGCCAUGGAGCAGUCACUAUCGACACCCCAGUUUUCGAGUUGAAGGAUAUUCUCGCAGGAAAAUAUGGCGAAGACAGCAAACUCAUCUACGACUUGGCUGACCAAGGUGGUGAGAUCUGCUCACUCAGAUAUGAUCUGACAGUACCAUUCGCAAGAUGGUUGGCCAUGAAUGGAAGCGUUCAAAGCAUCAAGAGAUAUCACAUUGCAAAGGUCUACAGACGAGAUCAGCCAGCAAUGACCAAAGGCCGUAUGAGAGAGUUCUACCAAUGCGAUUUUGAUAUCGCGGGUGUCUAUGAUCCUAUGUUGCCUGAUGCUGAAAUUAUCAGGGUUGCAACUGAAGUAUUUGAGGGUCUUGGCUGGAGGGGACGAUAUACCAUCAAACUCAACCACAGAAAAAUAUUAGACGGAAUCUUCGAAGUUUGUGGAGUUCCAGAGGACAAGAUUCGCACAAUCUCCUCAGCAGUUGAUAAGCUCGAUAAACUGCCAUGGGAAGAUGUGCGCAAGGAGAUGACAGAAGAAAAGGGUUUGGCAGAAGAUGUUGCAGACAGAAUUGGAGAGUAUGUCGUACAGAAGGGCCAGAAAGACCUCCUCAGCAAAUUACAAGCUGAUGAGAAGUUGAUGGCCAAUGCUUCUAUGAAGGCUGGCCUGGAAGAUAUGGAUCUCCUGUUCGGUUAUCUCGAGGCAUUCAAAUGUUUAGAGAAUGUUUCAUUCGAUUUGAGUUUAGCAAGAGGACUUGAUUAUUACACAGGAAUCAUUUAUGAGGUUGUUACAGAAGGGUCUGCACCUCUUGUGAGCACGUCUGCUGCCACUGCUGCCCCGCCAAAAUCUUCGAAGAAACCUAAGAAAGUGGCCGAUGCUGAUGAGGAUCGCUCAUCAGAUCCCAGCGUCGGUGUUGGAAGUGUCGCAGCUGGUGGACGUUACGACAACCUUGUUGGUAUGUUUGCUGGAAAAGGAAAGCAAAUUCCUUGCGUCGGUAUUUCGUUCGGUGUAGAUAGAAUUUUCUCUAUAACUAAAGCUAGAAUGGAGGAAGAGCAAACAGCAGAGCAAGUGCGUAAUAACGACGUAGACUGUUUCGUCAUGGCAUUUGGAGGAAAGGGUUUCACAGGGCUACUGAAAGAACGAAUGUCAAUUUGCUCCACUCUUUGGGAGGCUGGUAUCAAGGCGGAGUUCUUAUACAAAGUCAAACCAAAAUUGCCAAAUCAGUUUAAGGCUGCCGAAGUUAAUGGUGUACCUUUCAGCGUCAUCCUAGGUGAGGAUGAAAUUGCUCAAGGCAAAGUUAAGAUUAAGGAGAAUGGUCUAAGGGAUGGCCACCCGGAGAAGGACGGUGUUAUGGUCAAUCUUGAUGCACUAGUCUCUGAAGUCAAGCAACGAUUGAAGAGAAAGGCUGACAUCGAUAACAUGACACGAAAAGCUGAUGGUCUGAGGGUUGUUGGAGGCAUUAAAGAUGAUAAAGCUAAGAUUGAGGCAAUCCCUGCAGAAGCACCUACCUCUGAGGCAUCGGCAACGAAUCCUACAGAGUCUGCACCAUCAACAGAGGGUGCCGAGCCUGCCUCAGAGACUGAGAAGCCUGCAGAAGAAAGUCCGUUAUCUCAAGAAGCUAUAGGAGCUGUUCCUGCUUCUUAA